Molecule: messenger RNA, 1248 nt
Organism: Cylindrotheca closterium
Lineage: Eukaryota; Bacillariophyta; Bacillariophyceae; Bacillariales; Bacillariaceae
Source: the annotation of a GenBank genome assembly
AUGAAAGACUUCAACAUGGUCAGGCAACUGAGAGUUACAGCCGUGGGCUUAAUUGCAGUUGUUGGAACUGUACCUGGAUCUUCGAUUACAGUUACUGGUGCUCCAUUGAUAUCCACUGGCUUAAAAAAUUUGGGAAACACAUGCUACAUGAAUGCUCAGUUGGAAUGUGCAUUUCACAUUCCAGCUGUCCGACAAAUAACUUUGGCUGGAGACCCAAUGCCGGAGAUUGAAACUGAAAACGGUGACGACGAGGAAGAAAAGAAGAAUGAAGACGUCAAAGAUCCUAUUUUAAUAAAGAAAAAUGACAUUGCUCGACGAGACCCCAAUCAAGCCUUGGUUGCCAUGCAAGAGCUGAUACAUGAGAUGACAAUUGCCUCGGAAAGGAAUCUUCCUUCAGUCAUACCAAAAACAUUUUGUAUGCGGCUAGGAAUCCCGACUAUGGAGCAGCAAGAUUCUCAAGAGUUUUGGAAAUUACUUCUUCCUGCCAUGAAGGUGGAAUCGUUGUCAGAUUUGUACAAAGGCUCCUUUAAGGAUUACAUUCGCGCACUUGAUGGUUCUGGACGAGAAAAGGUUAGGGAAGAACUCUUUUUGGAUAUUUCUCUAGAUAUUGCCUCAAGUUCGUCACUCUUGGAGUCCAUGGAAAAGUCCUUUGGAGAACCUGAAUUGCUGAGCGAGGCUGAAGGGAAUGGUUGGAGACCAGAAAAGGGUGCUGAUAAAGUUGAUGCGCACAAGGGCUGCGCAUUGAUUGCCAAAGGGUUGCCGUCGAUCUUGCAAUGUCACUUGAAGCGUUUCAACUAUGAUUGGCAAACGGAGACGAUGAGCAAACUGAAUAGCCGUUUUGCCUUUCCAGAGGUACUUGAUCUAUCAAAGUUGUGCGGAGUAGAAGGGGAGGAAGCGAAGCAAACUAUUUAUGACCUUCAGUCCGUGGUCAUCCACGUAGGCGAAUAUCGAUCGGGUCACUACUAUUCAUAUGUCCGACCAGAUGUAAAUAGUGACAUAUGGUACCGAUUCAACGACGACGAUGUAGAGGAAGUAUCGUUUCAAGAAGUAAUUAGCGAUGCCUAUGGUGGCGGUGGCGGAAGGGCCAAUGGAAGAUUGCAAUCGCAAGGGAAGAAAGGUCCAUUUCGGUUUGUCCGUAGAAUUUUUGGCGGAAGAGGUCCAGUCUUUGGAUGGGGAGGCAGAACAGCAAAUGCAUAUGUGGUUCAAUAUGUCCGUCGAUCUGACAUUCCCACAUUAUAUGAAAGCUAG